This is a messenger RNA of Contarinia nasturtii (swede midge), 871 nucleotides long. RefSeq lists its product as uncharacterized. Lineage: Eukaryota; Metazoa; Arthropoda; Insecta; Diptera; Cecidomyiidae. Bases 135 to 731 code for a protein of 198 amino acids. The transcript has 4 exons. The record is from RefSeq and is a predicted model, not a curated record.
AAAAUGAUUUCUGUUGCAUUUAUAAAUUGAACAACAACCACAAGAAACACAUCGCGCGAAAAAAAAUCAUCACUAACUGACGAUACAAAUAACUGCUCAUUGCUGCUAUUGUGUUUUAAACUAACAUCGAAAAAAUGGCAUCACAUUUUGAACAAACGACAAGAUUUUCCGAAAAUAAUGCGACGACAUUUGAAGGAAAACGUGUUGUUUUCAAGACCAUGAAUAAUCGUGAAAAUAUACAAAAAGAAUUUGCUCUGGGCGAUAUCACUAACGGAUAUCACAAAUGCAUGCCAUCAGCAACACCUGUAUUCAGUAAAAAACAGAAGGCGAUGGUAAAAAAAGCUGAUAUUGAUACAGAACCACAUGAAAUGGUUAUUGCUUCUCGAAAACCGGUUGACGUUUUUAACAUUUGGGUUGAUAGGGAUGCAUUAAGUGAUGACGAUGUCGAUAGAUUGAUUGAACUAGAUAUCAUUGCCCAGAAUAUGAAUCCAUAUGAUGAAAUAGAACCACAAACAUCAAUCAUUGAAGACGACGUGCCAGAAACAAUCGAAACGUCAGAAUGUUUGGAACAAGCACCAGAUGACAAUUCUUUUGACGAGCUUACACAGCCAAAAUUAUUAUAUUUACCACCACCAACAUCAGAAUGCAUUUACAAUGACCCAGAAUUGUCAGAAUUAAAUCAUUCAGUGUUCGACUUGUCAGCAGACAGCGAAGAUCUAUUCGACGAGUAAAAUUCAUGCGUUAACAUUUGAAGGUGAUUUCCAAAAAUUGAAGUAAUUUUGAGCUGUGUAAAAGAAUAUUAGAAAUAAAAAAAAAAAUGGUAAAUAAAGUUGAAUAAAGUUCGUGGCAAAUAUGUCAUUUAGCAAGGAGA